AUGGAGAUUGUUCUGGGCAUCGAGUUGUUAUUCUUGGGUGUAGGAGUGUACGUCGUAAUUUCUCUGUAUUUGCUUUACAAUCCGCAUCUUCUGCACAAGAAGAAAUGCUUAGCCUUCUACAGCAAGCACAUUUCUCACAGAGGGGGUGCUGGGGAGAGGAUAGAAAGCACCAUUGAGGCUUUUACACAUGCUGUGGAAGCUGGAACCGAGAUGUUUGAACUGGACUGUCAUUUAACCCUGGAUGGUUAUGUGGUUGUGUCCCACGACAACAAUCUGGAAAGACAGGCUGGACAUGAUACCUGCAUCUCCUCACUGGCAUUACAUGACCUGCCGCCCUACAAAGGAAAGCUUGAGGUCACGUUCUACGCUGGUCACUACAGCACGGGACAGGACCGGAGAAUCGUCCCGCUGGAGGACGUCUUCCGGAUGUUCCCGCAAAUGCCGAUAAACAUCGAGGUCAAAGAAAACAACGACCUGCUGAUCGAAAAGGUUGCCUCCUUAGUCAGAGAGUACGACAGAGAGAACAUCACAGUCUGGGCCACUGAUGACUCCAGCAUCAUGGCAAAAUGCAGAAAACAGAACCCCUCCAUGCCGUACAGCUUCACCAUGAGACGAGGGAUUCUUCUCCUGGUCCUCUACUACACUGGCCUUCUGCCCUUCGUACCUCUGGGGGAAAGUCUACUCCAGUUCUAUCUACCCAGGAUUAUCAACAGAACUUAUAUUCCAGAGGAGUCGUAUCUUAAAAAACGAUCUGUGGUUUCUCUGAUUGAAAAGUUAACAAUGAGACCGUCUCUGUUUGAACACUUGGUGAAGCGAGGAAUGCAGGUGCAGCUGUUCGUGUGCAACGAGGAGAGAGAUAUCGCUGCGGCUUUCGCGCUCGGAGCUACGGGAGUGAUGUCUGAUUACCCGACCCUCCUAUCAGACUACCUACAAAAACGUCCAUCACUUCCCUCUAUGUAGCACAUUU
This is a messenger RNA of Trichomycterus rosablanca, 967 nucleotides long. It is a transcript of the gene gdpd3b, whose product is annotated as glycerophosphodiester phosphodiesterase domain containing 3b. The coding region runs from base 1 to 960 and encodes 319 amino acids. Gene Ontology annotation, biological process: glycerophospholipid catabolic process. The transcript is spliced from 10 exons. The record is from RefSeq and is a predicted model, not a curated record. Gene Ontology annotation, molecular function: phosphoric diester hydrolase activity; phosphatidylcholine lysophospholipase A1 activity. NCBI's taxonomy places the organism in Eukaryota, Metazoa, Chordata, Actinopteri, Siluriformes, Trichomycteridae. Gene Ontology annotation, cellular component: endoplasmic reticulum membrane.